ACAGAUGUGGCUGCGAUUAGAUCAGCAGUAGUACAGCCGGAGGAACUGCAAGUUUAUCGUUCCUGAUGUAAAGCCCAUCCGGCCGCCUCCCUUGUCUCUAUGACGUGCUGGGGCAGCUCUUCUUUUCCUCCACCUGCCAUGGCAGGCUGGUCCCGUGAAGCAGUUCUGCUCCUUUAUCGCACUCUUCUGCGUCAAGGGCGUCAGCUGCAGUUAACAGACAGAGAUUUCUAUACUUCACGCGUGCGACGGGAGUUCAGGAAACAUCAGAAUCUGACAAAGCUGGAGGACAAGAAGAGGCAGCUGGAAAAAGGACAGUUCUUCCUUCGAACCAAACUUGGUGGACUGGUGUAA
Messenger RNA from Xenopus laevis (African clawed frog), 351 nucleotides. Its product is annotated as MIEF1 upstream open reading frame protein-like. The transcript has 2 exons. Bases 100 to 351 code for a protein of 83 amino acids. NCBI's taxonomy places the organism in Eukaryota, Metazoa, Chordata, Amphibia, Anura, Pipidae. The record is from RefSeq and is a predicted model, not a curated record.